Messenger RNA from Ramularia collo-cygni, 1134 nucleotides. RefSeq lists its product as uncharacterized. The transcript is spliced from 3 exons. The record is from RefSeq and is a predicted model, not a curated record. The coding region runs from base 1 to 1134 and encodes 377 amino acids. NCBI's taxonomy places the organism in Eukaryota, Fungi, Ascomycota, Dothideomycetes, Mycosphaerellales, Mycosphaerellaceae.
AUGGCACCGUCGACCUCAAACGUACAAUCUUCGACGUCACUAGAUUAUGCCUCCACGGAAGCAAUCCGCCGGUUGGCUCAACUGCAUCUUCACCAAAGUCUACGUUUACAUGUACCGCAAACGAUCGCCCAGGAAAGUUUACGAGUUACCUUUGCGACGACGAGCAACUUUGAUCAGCACGACUUGCCAGUCAUUUUGUUCUUAGGACCUAUGUUCGGCACCCGCUACAAUGCUUCGACCUUUGAUAGGCUAGCCCGGGCGACAAAAGUUAGGUGUAUUUGCGUUGACCGUCCAGGUUUCGGAGGAUCUACCCCAGUUCCUGUCAAUCAUCGAGUACAGGUCUGGCUAGAGACMGUUCCCUUGCUUCUAAAAAGGCUCAAAGUAAAGCGCGUGGCUCUUGUAUCUCAUUCGGCCGGUACGGUGUACUGCUUGAAUACACUAUUUCAUCAUCGAGACUUCCUGAGCCCUUCGGCGCCUUAUGUCGCUCUACUGGCUCCAUGGGUACAUAGCGAGCAUUCAAAGAUGGCCAUGACAACGGUGCUUUCAAAACCGCCAACAGGCAUGCUGUCUUCGUGGAGCAACAUAGUAGGCUUCAUCAACCAGCGGGUGGCUCCCACAGCUUCCUGGUCAGGGGGAGUCCUUAGCGAUGUCUCCAAGUUGUUCCAAGCCGAGUCGCAAGCUACUAGUAGUAGAGACAUGCAGGACAAGUAUGGCGACGAGGAAGUAGGAACGGAAAUUGAGAAACUACAGAGCAAGUAUAUGUUUGCGGAGUCAAUGGCAGGAGGGAACGACGAGGCUCGCCUGUGUUUGAAAAGUAACGGCGAUGGACUAAUGGGCGUCUGCGAGAACUACCAGCAAUACGUCAAGGAGUUAUCCGAGCAAGAGAGGGAACGACGUGGUCAGUCUGCUACCGAAGCGAAGCUCCAGGUAUCUAUACAUUUUGCGGGCUCUGACAUUAUGAUCGGAAAAGGCGGAAAAGACUAUUUUGAGAACUGUUGGGCCCUGGCCAGUGAGGAUGUCAUUGAAGUGUCCAGCACUGAAUAUCCUGGCACCAACCACGAUUCKGUUCUGAUAGAUUUCGAGAAAGGGGCGUUGAGGGGUAUCUUCGAGGCCGUGGCCAGCUCAUAUCACUGA